AUGCGACGUUUGCGCAAUCUGAAGAGACACGAAUUAAUACACACAGGAAAGAGACCUCAUAAAUGUGAUGUUUGCGGCAAAGCUUUCACUACAUUGUACGAUCUGAAGCCCCAUGUGUUAAUGCACACUGGAAAGGGACCCUACAAAUGUAGUGUUUGUGGAAAAUCGUUUGUUAAUUCUGGCAAUCUCAAGACACACGAAUUAAGACACACUGGAAGCAGACCCUACAAAUGUAGUGUAUGUGGAAAAUCCUUUAAUCAUUCAGGCCAUCGUAAGACACAUGAAUUCAUACACACAGGAAAGAGACCGUACAAAUGUGAUACUUGUGGCAAACGUUUUAAUGCAUUGUCCAAUCUAAAGUGCCACGUCUUAAUACACACUGGAGAUAGUCCCUUUCAAAUGUAG
Molecule: messenger RNA, 405 nt
Organism: Schistocerca gregaria
Lineage: Eukaryota; Metazoa; Arthropoda; Insecta; Orthoptera; Acrididae
Product: zinc finger protein 85-like
Exons: 2
Coding region: 1-405 (134 amino acids)
Cellular component (GO): nucleus
Source: RefSeq, a predicted model, not a curated record